Quercus robur (English oak) is the source of this 2573-nucleotide messenger RNA. RefSeq lists its product as uncharacterized. The coding region runs from base 292 to 2502 and encodes 736 amino acids. The transcript is spliced from 4 exons. The record is from RefSeq and is a predicted model, not a curated record. NCBI's taxonomy places the organism in Eukaryota, Viridiplantae, Streptophyta, Magnoliopsida, Fagales, Fagaceae.
UCCUCCAGAACCUUCCAGCAACAUCUCAUUUGCUCUUCUUUGUUCCUUAAAAAAGAAAAAUUUUGCUCUUCUCUGGCCUCCACCGCAUGCAUCUCCACCGCCGCUCCAGCCGUUGCUCCAACAUCUCCACCGCCAGGCUGGCCUUAAAGCUCAUGGAGGCUGGAGUACUCUUGGACAAAAAAGUUCCUCCUUCCUCUCCCCCCUCUCACUCUGUCGCUCUGGCCACACAUACCAAAAUACAAACGAAACUACCCUUCUGAUGAAAGUACCCAUUUGGAAGCUAAAUCGCCAAUGAUGCCGAUGCCCACAGUUGAUAGCAGUAUAAUGUUUAUCAAGAAGAGGAGGUUGAUGGAGGUGAUUCCUCCAAGUUGGAGGAAUAUGUGGACAGAAUGGCAGCUACGAGUGUUGGUUCUAUUUAGUCUCUCUACCCAAAUAAUUCUCGUCGUUCUGGGCAAGCGCAGAAAGCGUGUUUCGGGAUCUUGGAUCAGAUUUACUGUUUGGUCAGCCUACUUACUCGCUGACUCAAUAGCAUUAAUGGCUGCUGGCAUAAUCUCAAAUGAACUAGGAGGUGUUAACGAUGCCAAUGGUUUAGUUGAUCCAAAGCAUGAGCUCGUAGCUUUUUGGGCACCCAUUUUGCUAUUGCACUUGGGUGGCACUGAUACCAUUACUGCUUAUUCCUUGGAAGACAACGAGUUGUGGAAAAGGCACUCAUUGGGAGUGGUUAUCCAAGCAAUUUCAACAUUGUACAUUUGGCUCACAGCCUGGACAAGUCCUAGUCUUUCUCUACUCUCUUUUUUGAUAUUCAUUGUUGGGCUUAUGAAAUACGGAGAAAGAGUACGGGUCCUCUUCUUGGCAAGUGAAAAAACAUUUAGAGACUCAAUUCCAGAUAUCCUUACUGAUAAUUCUAAAAUAAUGGAGAAAUGUAAACUGAAGCAGUUGGAGGGAUACCAUCUCACAAAACAUCUGGUUUUUGAGGUCGAGGUACCAGAUCUUUCAACUAAUAAACCGUUGAAUGAUGUUCAUCCUGAUGCAGAUGAAUUACUUGAAGCGAAUCGCUUACUUGAGAUGGUCAAACGUCUCUUUGCAGAUUUCAUAAUAAGCUCUCAAGAUCGAGAUGUAAGCGUAAAAAUAUUCCAAGAGCUAUCUGCUCUACAGGCUUUCAAGGUUAUUGACAUUGAACUCGGUUUUAUAUACGAUUUCUUAUACACGAAGGCAAACGUAAUCUACUCUCGCUUGGGCAUCGCUCUACGAAUUAUUGCAAUCUUUAUCAUCUCCAUUGUAUUGGGGCUAUUUCUCAACCUCAAGGAGAGGCAUCAUCACUCCAAGAUUGACGUUAUUAUAACCUGGGUAUUGUUGGCCGUUGCUCUUUUUAUGGAGUUGUAUGCAUUUAGGGAAUUACUUAUCUCUGACCAGACCGCUUAUUGGUUAAUUAAGAAUAAAAAAACCACUUUCUUAGAAGUCAUAAAUCGUACUUUACGAUCUAAAGCUAUCAAAACAAAGAGGUGGUCAAAUUCCAUUGGUCAGUUCAGUCUGCUAAGCCUUGCCUUAAGCAAAAAAACCCUGCCUCUCUAUGGAAUCCUACAGAUAUUUGGCAUUGAUGAAAUGCUUGAGAUUCACUUAGCCAAAAAAAAGUUGAAAAAAGAAAAGCUGGAGAGUCAACCAUAUGAUAUUCCUCAGGAACACAGUAUUGAUAUACAAUAUUUGAUCUUUUGGGCGAUCAGGAAUAUUGUAAGGGAAUCGCCGGAAGUGAGUGGCUCAAAACUUGAAGAUUUGUAUGGUCUUAGGGGAGGCCGCACCCUUGAAAAGUUUCAACGUCGUGAUCUUUCUUGGAGUGUUGAAUUGGAGUUUGACCAGAGCAUCCUCAUCUGGCAUCUUGCUACAGAAAUCUGCUACUUCAAAGACUUCAUAAGUCCCAAUGGUAUUCAUGCACCGGCCAAUGAAAAAUCAGGCGAACGAGAACCGAAAGAAGCCUACAGUGAAAAAGGUUUACUGCGCCAAAGAUGCAAUUACCUAUCCCGAUAUAUGCUCUACCUUCUAGUAAAGCAUCCUAAUAUGUUACCAAUUGGGAUGGCACGUAUCAAGUUCCGGGACAUUUACACUGAGGUCGGAGACUUCAUUGAAGAACAUACUGGCGAAUCAGUUGAACACAUUGAACUAAAGGCAGCUUCAAAGAAAUUGAGUAAAGUGAAAUCCGAGGUCAUGCUAACAGUUGGAGGAAGGGACAGAAGUAGAAGGGAUAGAAGCAAUAAUGUGAUAUUCCAUGCAUGUAAGCUUGUUUCAGCAUUGGGCGAAGAUGAGAAGAAGUGGGAACUAAUUAAAAAUGUUUGGCUUGAAAUGUUGGGUCACGCUGCUAGCCAAUGUAAAGGAAGACUUCAUGCUCAACAACUUAGACGAGGAGGGGAGCUACUCACUCAUGUAUGGCUUCUCAUGGCACAUUUUGGCUUAAGUGAUCACUUCCAGAAAUCACGUAGCCGUGUAAUAGCUGAAACUAUUAUAAGAUAGGCUAAAAAAUAUUAUUAUUGUCUUUGUUUGUACUAACUAGUUGAUGUGAAUACACAGUGCAUUUUAAACUA